AUGUCAUCCGAACCUCUCACUCUCCUAUCCGCAACCCCAUCGCCUUUUGCGCGAAUGAACCGCAUCGCCCUCCAACUGAAGGGCAUACCCUUCGAGCUCCAAAACGAAAUCCCAUGGGAAUCGCAGACGCAAACACCCAAAUACAACCCGCUCGAAAAGCUCCCCGUGCUGGUCUUCCCUGAAGGCGACGCCCGGCCCCCGGUCUACGAAAGCGCACACAUCCAAAGCUACAUUGUCGAGAAGUACGCCGACAAAGGCCCCAGACUCCUUCCCGGUGAUCUGGAUGGCAACCUGCAGGCCAAGCAGAUCGUCGUGCUCGGCGUAGGAUGCAUGGACGCCAUGGUGCUAUCGCGCUGGGAAGGGCGGCGCGAGAAAGAAGCGCAAUCGCAGAAAUGGAUUGAUCGUCAGAGCCGGAAGAUUGAAGGGGCGCUGCGGGCGUUCAACGACUACGUGGAGGCGGCGAAGAAGGAUGGCAGGGAGUUUGUUGUGGGUAUCGAGCUCACUAUCGCUGACAUUGCCAUCAUCUGCACGAUUGGCUUCAUUGACUUUGGCGAGGGGAGGCCUGGCUGGAGGGAUCAGUACCCAAUGUUGGCCGAGUACUUUGAUCAUCUGGAUGCACAGAAGGAGUUCAAGGAGACGAGGCCAGUCAUGUCUGAUUUGACAGAGAAGGUUGUCUAG
This is a messenger RNA of Ascochyta rabiei, 678 nucleotides long. RefSeq lists its product as uncharacterized. Bases 1 to 678 code for a protein of 225 amino acids. The record is from RefSeq and is a predicted model, not a curated record. The transcript has a single exon. NCBI's taxonomy places the organism in Eukaryota, Fungi, Ascomycota, Dothideomycetes, Pleosporales, Didymellaceae. Gene Ontology annotation, biological process: glutathione metabolic process; L-phenylalanine catabolic process. Gene Ontology annotation, molecular function: maleylacetoacetate isomerase activity; glutathione transferase activity.